This is a messenger RNA of Marmota monax (woodchuck), 3784 nucleotides long. RefSeq names its product PNMA family member 3 (gene Pnma3). Bases 304 to 1695 code for a protein of 463 amino acids. The record is from RefSeq and is a predicted model, not a curated record. The transcript has 2 exons. Lineage: Eukaryota; Metazoa; Chordata; Mammalia; Rodentia; Sciuridae. Gene Ontology annotation, molecular function: zinc ion binding; nucleic acid binding.
ACCGCGCCCCCGCCCCGCGUCCGCACUGCAGAGAGCGGUGGCGAGCAGGCGCCGGCGCACUGGCCCACGUGCCGCGCCGGGAGAGCGAGAACUGGACGCAGAGCCAGCGACAGGGCGAGGGAACCAGGGGCGACCGACCCCGCCGCCGCCGCCGCCGCUCUGCUCAGCCCGGAGGAGCCCGCCCCAGCAGGAGGUUGUGGAGACCUGGGUGGGCUGCAGUCGUCCUGGGAGUUGGCUGAUAUAUUUAUGUGCCCACGUCCUGAUCACCCACCCCCAAAUUAGAAUCUGCUGAAGUUCGGGAAUAUGCCAUUGACCCUGUUGCAGGACUGGUGUAGGGGGGAGCAUUUGGACACCCAGCGGUCCAUGUUGAUCCUGGGAAUUCCUGAGGACUGUAGUGAGGAUGAAUUUGAAGAGACUCUCCAGGAGGCUCUCAGGCAUCUGGGCAGAUAUAGGGUUAUUGGCAGAAUGUUUAGGAGGGAGGAGAAUGCCCAAGCCUUUCUACUGGAGCUUGCACAAGAUUUUGACUAUGCUUUGGUCCCCAGGGAAAUACCAGGGAAGGGGGGACCCUGGGAAGUGAUUGUAAAACCUCGAAAUACUGAUGGAGAAUUUCUCAAUAGACUGAACCGCUUCUUAGAGGAGGAGAGGCGGUCCGUGUCAGACAUGAACAGAGUCCUUGGGUCCUGCACUAAUUGUGCAGCUCCCAGAUUGGCUAUAUCACCAGAUUUCUGGACCUGGGCCCAGACCCUGGGGGCAGCAGUGCAACCUCUGCUAGAACAAAUGCUAUACCGAGAACUAAGAGUGUUUUCUGGGAACACCAUAUCUAUCCCAGGGGCAUUGGCCUUUGAUGCCUGGCUUGAGCACACCACUGAGAUGCUACAGAUGUGGCAGGUGCCCGAGGGGGAAAAGAGGAGGAGGCUGAUGGAAUGCUUGCGGGGCCCUGCUCUCCAGGUGGUCAGUGUGCUGCGUGCCAACAAUGCUGCCAUCACAGUGGAGGAGUGCCUAGCAGCCCUGCAGCAGGUAUUUGGACCUGUGGAGAGCAGAAAAAUUGCCCAGGUGAAAUUUUGUAAGGCCUAUCAGGAGCCAGGAGAGAAAGUCUCUAGCUUUGUGGUACGGUUGGAACCCCUGCUUCAAAAAGCUGUAGAGAAAAAUGCAGUAUCCCGGAGGAAUGUGAAUCAGACCCGCCUGAAACGCAUCUUAGGUGGGGCCACCCUUCCUGACAAACUUCGAGAGAAGCUUAAGCUGAUGAAACAGCGCAGGAAGCCACCUGGUUUCCUGGCCCUGGUAAAGCUCCUACGUGAGGAGGAGGAGUGGGAGGCCACCAUAGGUCCGGAGAGGGAGAUUCUGGAAGGGUUGGAAAUAGGCCCAAGGCCAUCUGCCAGAGUUGGUGGGGUCAGGGCAGCGUUUGUCCCUGCCCUUGGCAAUACUCUUGAGGCAAGGCCUUCCCAGGGUUCUCGACGCUGGAGGGGCAGAGGCCAACACCGGAGAGGAGGUGUGAUGAGGGCUGGCUCUAGAGGAUCAAGAAAACGGAAACACCACACAUUCUGCUAUGGUUGUGGGGAAGAUGGCCACAUCAGGGCACAGUGUUUCAACCCUCCCAAUCUGCCCUUGGUGAAGCAGAAGAGACAGGCUGCAAUUAAUUUGGGAAACGGGAGCCGGGCUUGGGACAAGAGCCAUCCCAAGUCCAAGGCCAAGUAGGCUCUGGAAAACAGGGCAACAAUUCUUAUCACAGGCCUAGGACACAAACAACAAAUUUGAAGAAUGGGCAGAGGCAGGUCAGACAAAGAGCAGAGGGUUUCAGUAGGGAAAAAGGACAGAGCAAUCAGGUCCAGACUGAACCCUGUCACCCUCUACCAGUGGGAAGGGACUCCAAGAACCCAAAUCAGACUUCAUGCAACUCAGUGAGGGUCCAUCACAGGAUCAUAAAGGGGUGCCAGAGUACCAAGCAGGGAGCUGCCACACCCUGCACAUGGGAAUCUCAAGCCUCACACAGAGACUCCAGCGAUAUAGAGUAUGAAGACGGUGAGACGGUGGGCUCUGACAUGCGUGUCUGCAAUGUCAUCUGGCCAACUCCAAGUUCCCACACUACAGACUCAGAGCUAACGAUGCCAACCAGACACCAGGAUACAUGGAGCAUGGAGGAGCCUGCCCUGGGGCCAUCCUUGUCAGAAGGAGUCAAUACCUCUGAGGAAGAGAGAGAGGUAAUGCUCCGCAGGGGAGGUCGCAGGGUCCAACCUGUCUUCAGGAUCAUCUACACUGCUCUAGGGGAGCCCCAGGAAGGCAGUACCCUUGAGCCCUUCCGCCCAUAAAGGCCGGGUCUCCAGACCCCAAAGCCCUGGGAGCCCAGCACCAUCCCAGAGGCAGUUUCCUUUCCUGCAGCCUGACAGGGCUGUAUGGGCAAGGACACCAAAGACUAAGAAGACCCCCAGGUGGGGGCACUGGCACCCACUAGGUCAGUGCACCCAGAGCUGGCUUAGGAGUGAGUGGAUAUAGAAGGCAGCUUUUGCUCCAAACAGGAGGAGGUAGAAAAGGAGUGGGAGGAGGAUGAGGGAGGACUUGGAGGGGGGCAGUUUGUUCUGUUUUGUCUGUGCAGGACCACUGGAGAAGUGGAGAGAGCAAGCAGGGAGAACUGGGGCCUGGCUUGGCAACUCACAAUUCAAGAGCUGCCAACCCAGGGUCAGCCCCAAACCCUGCCAGCCUAGGGUGGCCAGCCUUGAAGCACUACUGAUCGGCCAUCCAUAGCCUGGAUGAGGGCACCUGAAUACACCUGCCACCUGCACUGGACUGGGAGACGUCGGGGAAGAGAGUCCAUCUCAAGGGUGCCAGCUGCCUGGCUCUCCCAGCAGGCAAAACCCCAACCCGAUUCACGGUCCCCGGGACAGGGUGCGACCGUCCCUGUCCCUGGAAGCCCGCCUUAUCUGUAAGCCCCAUAGUGACCCACCUCAAGCAAAUGCCCACCCCCACGCUAGCCAUCGUUCCUGUGCAAAGCCGUGGGGUGUGUGUCAACCCCGGGCAGAGGACCGCGCCCUCGCGGCCGGCCACCUCCAGGCCCGGGCACCUGCCGUGAGCUUCCGGGCGAGCCAAGGCUCUGCUCGCUCCUGUCCAGUGUCGUGAGCUCAACCUCUGCUUUCUCGGUGUAGAUCUAGGCCAGCUGCCUGCCGCUUGUUCUCGUGGAGAUGUGUGUGUGUUCUUAUCUGAGCAGCUCCUCCCAGGAGGCCCUGAGCCCAGUCCCCAGGAGUCGGAGACGGGAGCCGGCGGGAAGGAUGGACACGGCGAGGGCGUGGUGGACGCUCACCCCCUCGGUGAUCAAGACCGCGGCCUCCCCUCGGGCAGGAAGCACUGGACCUUAGAUGGAGGGGGAGGGCCAGGGACUGUGCUUUGACGUUCCACCCCGUUGUUCCUUGUGACUCAGUUUCCUUGGCUUGGGGGGGGGGUGUUCCCUGUUAUGCUUUCCAGUGUCCUGUGACCCUUCUGUGCCAGCCAUAGGGCAAGGGCCACCCCACAGCAAGUCAGCCCCUCAGGGUGCUCCCGGAAUGGAAGUGAGUGUUCAUUGCCAGAGGCCAUUGUCCUGGCAAGAGGCACAUCUGGGUCCUCAGAAAGGGAGGCUGUGGUGGGAGGGCCCCAGCGUGGAGACAGAGGAGGCUCCUCCUCUGCAGCCCCAGGAGGGGGGGCGGGCUGACCUGUGGCCUCGAGUGGUUGUGAAGAGUCCCUUUAGGUUUUGUCAUCCCUUCUCUUCAAUGGUUUCUGCAAAUGUUUCUCUUCAAUAAAUCUCAUGGAUAUUCCAGCC